This is a messenger RNA of Paramuricea clavata, 2707 nucleotides long. The record is from the annotation of a GenBank genome assembly. NCBI's taxonomy places the organism in Eukaryota, Metazoa, Cnidaria, Anthozoa, Malacalcyonacea, Plexauridae.
AUGAACAAUCACGAAAAGUUUAACGAAAGAUGUCUUCCACCCAAAAAAGAAUUUUACAGCGGAUUAACGGGAGAAGAUAUCAGCGACGAACAAUACGAACGUGCCAGGAUUGUAUGGAAGUCGUUCGACAUGAAAAAUAUGCUGGAUUAUCACAAUCUGUAUUUGGUUACGGAUACGUUGAUAUUAUCGGACGUGAUCGAGAAUUUUAGAAAACAAAGUCGUAAAACAUACGGAUUGGAUCCGUCAUGGUAUUACACGGCUCCGGGAUUAUCGUGGGAUGCAUAUUUGAAAAAGACUAGGAUCAUUUUACAAUUGAUUACCGACCCGAAAAUAUACGAAUUUAUCGAAGAGGGAAUUCGCGGUGGUGUAAGCACGUCGGUGAUGCGAUACGGUACGGCCGAUAACAAAUACGUGGGAAUUUCCGAAAUUCCGGAAGAGGUUAUAGAGUUGUUGAAAGAAUUAGAUUUGAAGAUUCGGAACGAUCCCACCGAGAUUCACAAAAAAGUUUUAGGGUUUGAGAACAAACUUUGUAAAUUUUUAUGGGAUUUUAGUCAAGAGGACGACGACAAAAUCAUGACGUACGUUACAAGAAAUCUAACGCGAUGGGUAACGAGUCUUCGGAAUCCAAAAACCGACGUACCAUCUACGUUCGUCCCGUAUUUGGAUGCGAAUAGUUUGUAUGGGUAUGCCAUGAGUCAACCGUUACCUUACGGUGAUUUCGAAUGGAUGACGAAUUUCGAAAAAGAGUGGGACCGGCUUCCGGAAGGAAAAAGUUGUUUUGUAAAAGUGGAUUUAAGGUAUCCGAAGGAAUUUCACGACUUUCAUAGCGACUAUCCACUUGCACCCGAAAGAGUAAUGACAGAAAGCGAUAUUCCAAAAUUGGCUCCGAAUUUACGAGGUAAAAAAGAAUACGUCGUCCACGCAAGAAACUUAAAAUUUUAUUUGGAUCACGGGUUGGAAUUAUUAAAAAUUCACGAGGGAGUCAUGUUUUCGGAACGACCGUCGUUGGCCGAAUAUAUUCAUAUGAAUAUCGAACUUCGUAAAAAAGCUACGACGGAUUUCGAAAAAGAUUUUUAUAAGUUGAUGUGUAAUGCUGUUUUUGGAAAGACGAUGGAAAACGUAAGAAACCGUACGGAUAUCCGUCUGGUGAAUAACGAAAAAGAUUGGAAUAAAUUAGCGAGAAGACAGAAUUUCGAAAGGGCAACGAUCUUUUCGGAAGAUUUGUUAGCGACCCACAUGAAAAAGACCGAGACUUGUUUGGACAAACCCAUUUACGUGGGAGCCGCGAUCUUGGAUCUGAGUACAAUUCACAUGUAUAAAUUUUUCUACGAUCACCUGAAACCGAAAUUCGGUGAGAACGUGAGAUAGUUGUACACGGAUACGGAUUCGUUCAUCUUACGUGCAAAAACCGAAGAUUUUUUCAAAGGUAUUUCGAACGAUGUAGACUAAUGGUUCGAUACGAGUAAUUUUCCAAAAUCUCAUCCGUCGGGAAUUCCGUGUGGGAAAAAUAAGAAAGUAUUGGGAAUGAUGAAAUUCGAAACGGAAGCCGAUCAGAUUGUUGAAUUCGUCGGUUUGCGAGCAAAGUUGUACGCAUACAAAUUGGAGGACGGUAAGGAAGGAAAAAGGGCGAAGGGAAUCAAGAAAGCAACGAUCAAGAAAACAUUAAGAUACGAAGAUUUUAAGACUUGUCUUUUCACGCGCGAAAGGCAAUGGCGUGACAUGGAUGUGAUUCGAAGUUACAAGCACGAUCUUCGUACGGAAAGGAUCACGAAAGUGGCAUUGUCCGACUACGACGACAAGAGACACGUUUGCAAGGAUAGAAUCCAUACGUUGGCCUGGGGUCAUAAGGAUAUUUCUGCGAGUAAGACUUGAAUUUACUGUAAAUUCAAGUGUGCCCUGCGAGUAAGACUCGACAGUAACUUCCAGUAAAUUUUGAGAACGUUCUGUAGAACAUGGUGAGUAAGACUUGACAACAACCUCCAGUAAAUUUCGAGGACGUCCUGUAAAACGUGGUGAGUAAGAUUGCAGUAAAUUUUGAGACCGUUCCAUAAAACCUAGCAAGCAAAUUUUAAGGAAACACGGACAAAUUCCAAGAUUUUUUCUUGUAUAUAAUAAAGAAAUGACAGAAUCAAAAUCUUCGGACCCAGCGACGAUAAUCACGACGAAACCAUCGAAAAAAUAAAUGAUCCACGUAAAAUAGCGUUAGGUAAAAAAUUGGCUGCGAUCAGUUUACUGGCAAAGGCAACCAAAAAGGUAAUAUUGGAAGCGGAAUUAAGGGGACACGAUAUGAGUGAGAUUCUAGUAAAUUUCCAGUACGUCCUGUAAGAAUUUACAAGUAAAUUCCUAAGAUUUUUUUUUCAUACAAUAAUAAAGAAAUGUCAGAACUAAAUCCUUCGGACCCAGCGGUGGCCGUCUCGAAAUUACCGGAACAACCGAAAAAAAUCAAAGAUCCACGUAGAGUAGCGGCAGGAAAAAAUUGGCGGCGAUCAGUUUACAGGCAAAAGCAGCAAAAAAAGCAGGAUUAGAAGCGGAAUUAAGGAAAAAGUGUAUCGCCGAACACGAUGAAACUUCGAUGUUUUCCCUAGAAAAACUAUGCAUGAUCUUUGGACUUGGAAUCGGUCUUGGAUUCUUGUAUCUCGCAUGGCAAGGUCGCGAGGAGAAAAAAAAGAGUCUCGCGAAAGUGGACGAUGAUGUUUGGUGUAAAUAG